Folsomia candida is the source of this 1781-nucleotide messenger RNA. RefSeq names its product cytochrome P450 4c3. The transcript has 13 exons. Bases 121 to 1692 code for a protein of 523 amino acids. Lineage: Eukaryota; Metazoa; Arthropoda; Collembola; Entomobryomorpha; Isotomidae. Gene Ontology annotation, molecular function: iron ion binding; heme binding; monooxygenase activity. The record is from RefSeq and is a predicted model, not a curated record.
GCCAUCUCAUUAACAUACCAGCAUUCCAUAGGCUUCAUAACUUUACGAAUAUUCCUAUACAUAAAUAUUUCGACAUAUGUACGCGUUUAAUUGACUGGUAACAUACUUCAAAACCGAGAAAUGGGUUCCUUCCAGGAAAUAGUGUCCUGGGUUGGUAGCGAGUGGAAGCUUGUGAUCACAAUAGCUCUUGUGUUCAUAAUUUACUGUUUGACAAAACGAGACAGGAGAAUAUCCAAAUAUCUUGAAAACGUGCCAGGUCCUCCGACAAUUCCGUUGUUGGGUAAUGUAUUGUCCCUCUUAUGUCCGAGUUAUGAAUUGAAGGAUGUGUUAACUUCAUGGUAUCACAAAUUCGGACCAAUUUAUACAGUUUGGUUGGGAAAUCAUCCAAUUGUAACGUUAUGUGAGGCAUCAUCUGUUGAAGCAAUUUUAUCCUCAUCUGUGCAUAUUGAGAAAGCCAAGGAAUACGAUGUACUUUUUCGGUGGCUUGGAUUGGGUCUCAUAACAGCAAAACCGAGGAAAUGGCGUGGCCGACGAAAAAUGUUGACACCAACGUUCCAUUUCAAAAUCCUGGAGGAAUUCAGCGUCAUAUUUAACGAACAAGCUGACGUGUUUACGGAAACAUUGAAGCAAAAGGCGGAUGGGAAACCUUUUAAUAUUUUUCCAUUUGUGGCAAGAUGUGCGCUGGAUAUAAUUUGUGAAACUGCAAUGGGGAAAAAACUAAAUGCCCAAUUGCAACAAGAUGGAAAUGAUCAAUACUUAAAAGCAGUUUUCGGAUAUGGCGGCUUACUGGUUAAAAAAAUUGCCAGACCUUGGCUUCAAAUAGGCCUGAUUUGGAGACUGAGUGGAUAUGAAGCUCAAGAAGCCCGUUUAAUUAAAGUUCUUCACGAUUUUACUGAUAAGGUUAUAAUUGCGAAGAAACUUGAAAGAAAAAAUCAUGGAAAUUUAAACCCGUCCACAAUUGAGAACGGAAUGACACAAAAAAAACGCAAAGCAUUUUUGGAUCUACUAUUGGAUUUAUCGGGACAAAGUGAUGAUGGAGAUGAAACUUUAACGGAUGUUGAAAUCAGAGAAGAAACAGACACCUUUAUGUUUGCGGGUCAUGAUACGACCUCUGCCAAUAUGGCGUGGACAAUUUUAAUGUUAUCUUUCCAUGAAAAUCAACGACAUCAGAAACUGGUUCAAGCAGAACUUGACGGGAUAUUUGGGGAUGAUAAGAAUCCGAAUAUCACUUCUUCCGACGUCUCAAAAAUGAAAUAUUUGGACUACUGCAUCAAAGAGACGUUAAGAUUAUUGCCAAGUGUACCCGUUUAUUUUCGACACCUUACCGAAGACGUGAAAAGUGCGGAAAAUAUUCUCCCGAAAGGGAUAACCGUUGCGAUUUCUAGCUAUUUAUUACACCGGGAUCCAAACGUGUUCCCAAAACCGGAAGUCUUUGACCCCAUGCGCUUCUCCCCUGAAAAUUCGGUGGGCAGAAAUCCCUUCGCGUAUGUACCAUUUUCUGCAGGGCCUCGGAAUUGCAUCGGUCAAAGGUUUGCUUUACUGGAGGAGAAAAUUGUUUUAUCAAAACUAUUUAUGAACUAUAAUUUUCAAUCCGUUCAAAAAUGGGAAGAUGUUAAAAUGGUUUCAGAAAUUGUUAUCCGGCCAUAUGACGGAAUUAAUGUAAAAGUAACGAAAAGAAACUGUUUGAAAUAGUGGAUACUGAUAUACAAUUUUUCAAAUUAGUUUAGAGUCAUUGUUGGGCAAAAUUAUGUUAAGAAAUUUAAUAAAAAUCUGUGAGCAUA